Choloepus didactylus (southern two-toed sloth) is the source of this 987-nucleotide messenger RNA. Its product is annotated as olfactory receptor 2T8-like. The record is from RefSeq and is a predicted model, not a curated record. The transcript is spliced from 2 exons. Gene Ontology annotation, biological process: G protein-coupled receptor signaling pathway. Gene Ontology annotation, cellular component: membrane. Gene Ontology annotation, molecular function: G protein-coupled receptor activity; olfactory receptor activity. The coding region runs from base 49 to 987 and encodes 312 amino acids. NCBI's taxonomy places the organism in Eukaryota, Metazoa, Chordata, Mammalia, Pilosa, Megalonychidae.
AUAUUAAGCACCUUUUCAUCAUUUGCAGUGUCAUUCCUGUUUGAAAUAAUGGAAAACAGAAAUUAUACCUCAGAUUUCAUUCUGCUAGGACUCUUGAACCAUACCAGAGCCCACAUCUUCCUCUUUGGGUUGAUGCUGACAGUGGUCUUCAUUUCCCUGUUGGUCAAUGCCCUCAUGAUCUUCCUGAUUCACCAGGACCGCCGCCUUCACACACCCAUGUACUUUCUACUGAGCCAACUCUCCCUCAUGGACAUGAUGCUGGUUUUCACCAUUGUGCCCAAAAUGGCUGCUGACUACUUGACUGGCAAGAAGUUCAUAUCCCCUGUUAGCUGUGGCUUCCAGAUCUUCUUCUUCCUCACCCUGGAUGGUGGAGAGUCCUUCCUCCUGGCAGCCAUGUCCUAUGACCGCUAUGUUGCUGUAUGUCACCCUCUGCGAUAUCCUGUCCUCAUGAGUUGGCAAUUAUGCCUGAGAAUGAUUCUGGGAUCUUGGUUUCUGGGAGCAGCUGAUGGUCUUAUGCAGGCUGUUGCAACCCUAAGCUUCCCAUUUUGCAAAUCACAUGAGAUUGAUCAUUUUUUUUGUGAGCCUCCUACUCUGUUACGCUUGGCUUGUGUUGGCACAUCUGUCUUUGAGUACGCCAUGUACAUCUGCUGUGUGUUAAUGAUCCUGGUCCCCUUCUCUGUCAUCCUGACCUCCUAUAAUCUCAUCCUAGCUGCUGUUCUCCACAUGCGAUCCACAGAAGCCCACAAGAAGGCUUUGGCCACCUGUUCAUCACAUUUAGCUGUGGUGGGACUUUUUUAUGGCGCUACUACUUUUAUUUAUAUAAGACCCAAAUCCUACAGGUCAGCUAACCAUGACAAGAUUGUGUCAACUUUUUAUACUAUAUUCACUCCUGCUUUGAAACCCCUCAUCUACAGUCUGAGGAACAAUGAUGUCAUGGGAGCCUUGGCAAAGUGUACGGGUAAUUGUGCUGCCUUGAAUCAUCACUAA